AUGAAACGAGUUUAUAAAAAAGGACAUUGUCGCUAUUGUGGUGAAACAAGUCACACAAAGAGGAACUGUCGUAAGAGGGCCGUUGACGAAGAAUCAGCUACUGUGAUGGCUGCUGUUGUUGCUAAUGCUGAUGCUAAUGGAGGUGAGGUCAACAAUUCUGCUCCAACUGCUGCUGUAAAUGGUGGUGAUGCCCCAGCUAUGUCACAAGAUCAGGUCGAGAUUCAGCUUGAUCUUAGUCAGCCUAUUUUGUCAGAAACUGAUGACUCGCAACAGGUGCAACCACCUCCUGUUCAGCCAUCCGAACUGUCUCCUAAGAGAAAGUUGUCCACACCCAAGAAGAACAGUCCAUCAACAAGCAUACCCACUGCUACCACCCAACCAACCAGCACCCCAUCCGCAAGCACUCCAUCUACUCCAUCUGCAAGUGCUCCAUCUGCAAGCACUCUCCUAAUAAGCAGUCAGCCUGCAAGCACUGAAACAGCAAGCAAUCUACCAGAAAUCACAAUGAGAUUUGUGCCUAAUCCUGGAUUCAAGCCACCCAGAACCAAGAAUUAA
Molecule: messenger RNA, 555 nt
Organism: Arachis ipaensis
Lineage: Eukaryota; Viridiplantae; Streptophyta; Magnoliopsida; Fabales; Fabaceae
Source: RefSeq, a predicted model, not a curated record